Messenger RNA from Colletes gigas, 557 nucleotides. It is a transcript of the gene rtp, whose product is annotated as MORN repeat-containing protein 4 homolog. The record is from RefSeq and is a predicted model, not a curated record. The transcript has 4 exons. The coding region runs from base 45 to 497 and encodes 150 amino acids. Lineage: Eukaryota; Metazoa; Arthropoda; Insecta; Hymenoptera; Colletidae.
GAAACCUGAAAGUUACUCUUUAAUGCUUUUAGUAUACCAGAAGCAUGGGUGAUGGUGUGGUAAAAAAUGGUGCAUACAAAUAUGAAGAUGGCACAAAAUACAUUGGAGACUGGAAUGGAAAAGGCUUGAAACAUGGUGCUGGUUCUUUGCUACUUCCUGACGGAACACGUUACGACGGUGGUUUUCAAAAUGGAUUGUGUUCUGGUUUAGGAGUAAUAGUGUUUCCAGAUGGAGCAAAAUACGAGGGUGAAUUUAUGCAAGGCUGGUUUCACGGCCAUGGUGUAUUUUGGAGAUCGGAUGGUAUGAAAUUUGAAGGAGAGUUUCGCGGCGGUCGUGUAUGGGGCCUAGGAUUGGUCACGUAUUCCGACGGAUCUCAUGGAUUUCCUAGAAACGAGGGUUUCUUUCAAGAUUGUAAACUGGUACGUCGUAAACAUUGUCCAGACAUUGUACAAAAGGCACAGAAGAUUUCUAUGAUGGCGCGUGCCCAAUGUAGUUAAAUAUUAGGCGCAUAUAAAAAUGAGUAGUAUCGAAUCUUAAUAAAAGUGAAAUAUUUCAUG